Orbicella faveolata is the source of this 1300-nucleotide messenger RNA. RefSeq lists its product as uncharacterized. The record is from RefSeq and is a predicted model, not a curated record. Gene Ontology annotation, molecular function: protein binding. NCBI's taxonomy places the organism in Eukaryota, Metazoa, Cnidaria, Anthozoa, Scleractinia, Merulinidae.
UGCAAGAUUUUUCCCGGCCAGGAGGUUCGAACACAAUGUAAAGAGAGGGAAAGACCUGAUCUUGACUUGAAUUUUACUUUCAUAUUUUUGGCUUCCACUUCUUUAUGGAUUUAUGGUGACUCAAAGAGCGGUAGACAGCGGGGUAGUGCGGGGUGGGGGUGGGGUGGGGAAGGGAGUAAUUUCCGUUCGUCACUCUUUCGUGUCCUGCUCCCCCACCCUCCGCCCCCCUCUAUAGUAACUGUUGAUUCCAGGGGGUGUUUUGCGUAUUGAAAAUCCCGGUAGCGGUGCGAGUGAUCAGUGAUCCUAAUCUGGAUCAUCUUGUAGAAACGUUCCCUAUAGUAUUUAUAUAUAGGAUUUACAGACUGCUCCGGGUACAAUUUGGAGAACUUCCCAUCACCAUUUUGAAAGAAAUGAGAAGAAAUUUGACACAAGCUUAAUCUGACGUUUUUUGAUCCCAUGGCAACCGGGGAUUCCCCUUCUCAUGUCCAAAUAUAGUUCCAGACUUUCUCGUCCACUUGGACAUGAUGAAGUAAACAAAAUGGCGACUGGGGGAGACGAGGACGCCGCUUAUUCCUCUUUUACCGACUCUUUCCCUUCCAGUUCGUCGUCAUUCUCAAGUAGGUCUGUUUCAGAAUCUUACAGCAGCUGUGGACUCACAAGUGGUUCUGAAGGUGACACGCAGUCGUUUGCAGACGAAGGAAUAUACGGCUGGAUCUGUUCUUUGAUAGAAAAAGGGAAAGUCGCUCGAUUUAUAAAUCGCCAAGUGGGAAUUUACGAGCUGGACUGGCAAGAUGUUGUCUGGAAAUACUGGUUUGAAUUUCGAGAUCCAAAACGUACCAAAAACGUCAAGUUUAAUCAUAGAACGGCGAGCAAUAAUUUAAGAGCUGCUCUGUUAAAUUCCUACAAAGACAAAGGUGCUGAAGAAUAUCCAGAAAAGAAGGUGUUGGAUAGAAGAAAUAAGACGAUCAAACGCAGCUUUAGAAUGCCGUCAACUGUGAUCGAGAAACUAUCAAAUUGCACGGGACCAGAUAAAACUGCUAGUACUAAAGUUGGUUUGAAGACCUCAGUGCACGUGGGAGGAGAGCCAUUUUCACCAGAUUUGCUCACAACAGAGCAACCUAAUGAAGGUGCAUUUUACAAGCUGUCGUAGAUCCACUGAUAUAUUUUUAUUAUUAAAUUACUGAAUAUGUUCACAUCUUUGACCUUGAAUUGCAUUCAUUUCAAAUUCUGAUGUACAUUAUAAGUAGCCCAUGCUAUUAUCCCCCUGCAUAUUGCAAAUAAAUUAAUUCAAUCACAUGUA